Myzus persicae (green peach aphid) is the source of this 641-nucleotide messenger RNA. RefSeq names its product NHP2-like protein 1 (gene hoip). The record is from RefSeq and is a predicted model, not a curated record. Lineage: Eukaryota; Metazoa; Arthropoda; Insecta; Hemiptera; Aphididae. Gene Ontology annotation, biological process: ribosome biogenesis; mRNA splicing, via spliceosome; maturation of SSU-rRNA. Gene Ontology annotation, molecular function: RNA binding. Gene Ontology annotation, cellular component: box C/D methylation guide snoRNP complex; nucleolus; small-subunit processome. The coding region runs from base 171 to 569 and encodes 132 amino acids. The transcript is spliced from 4 exons.
AACAACCCCCUUCCAUCCUCCGAGGUUCAACCUAAGUCCUAACCUAAUAUGCGUUAACAUUACUCGUUAGCGCGAUAUUCGUAAUCGUAAACACAAGUUGCCGUUUGAAUAAUAUUUCUCCUGAUUCGAAUAUUCAAUCCAGCCAGCCACCGAACGCUAAUUUUUCAAAAAUGGACGACCAGAGCAUCACGUUAGAUGUUAACCCUAAAGCAUAUCCUUUGGCUGACCAACAAAUGACCACAAAAAUUUUAAACUUGGUUCAACAAGCAAUGAACUAUAAACAAUUACGCAAAGGAGCAAAUGAAGCCACUAAAACAUUAAACAGAGGUAUUUCUGAAUUCAUAGUCUGUGCAGCUGAUGCAGAACCUUUAGAAAUUUUGCUACAUUUGCCAUUGUUAUGUGAAGACAAAAAUGUUCCAUAUGUUUUUAUUAGAUCAAAACAAGCAUUAGGCCGAGCAUGCGGUGUUUCAAGGCCAGUUAUAGCGUGUUCUAUUACCACUGAUGAAGGUUCACAAUUACGCCCACAGAUACAACAAGUUCAGACUGAAAUAGAAAGACUAUUGGUUUAAUUUUGUACUCGUUUUUACAUUUAUAAUACUGAAUUGGAAAUAUAUUAAUAAUAAUACUACAUCAUUCAAAUG